Messenger RNA from Anguilla anguilla (European eel), 3055 nucleotides. RefSeq names its product protein kinase C and casein kinase substrate in neurons 3 (gene pacsin3). Gene Ontology annotation, molecular function: phospholipid binding; protein binding. Gene Ontology annotation, cellular component: cytoplasm; endosome; plasma membrane. The transcript has 12 exons. The coding region runs from base 488 to 1849 and encodes 453 amino acids. The record is from RefSeq and is a predicted model, not a curated record. NCBI's taxonomy places the organism in Eukaryota, Metazoa, Chordata, Actinopteri, Anguilliformes, Anguillidae. Gene Ontology annotation, biological process: regulation of endocytosis; plasma membrane tubulation; cytoskeleton organization.
UGUGCUUAUAGAUGAAAAGGCAUAACAAGUUGCGUCUGUUUGUAUUUUAUUUGUUCGGCAGAAUUUACGCGUUUUCACCUUGUAGCCUAUACUGCCUGCGCACCAAUUUAAGAAGCCGGAACACUCUGUUUCUUAGCAAUGGAAGGGAGGUGUCUGUUCGGUCCGGCGAUAACAGCAUACUAACGUUGAUUCUUUCACAUUUAGCUGGAGUGCAUAGGACAAGUCAACAGAAAGCCAGACGGGUGAUUGAUAAACAUUUAUUUGUUGAUAACCGCUUUCCGUAGGGGAUGCACUAUAAAUUGUCUUGUUGGAAUAACUGAUUGUUUGUAGACUCUGCGCGCGGAAUUUCUACCAUAGCCCUAGGCUGCAACAGGGCUGCAGAACAGCGGAUUUCCCCUACAGGAACUCCUGUAUCUUCCAUACUUUUCACUACAAGCGGGUUUGACAGAAAACCGCCAACAUUCCGUGCUGCAAGGGUAACACCGCCAUGUCUUCCAAUGGGGACCUGAGGGAUGCGGGCAGCUGCGAGAGUUUCUGGGAGCCAGGGAACUACAAGAGGACUGUGAAGCGCAUCGAUGAUGGCUACAAGCUCUGCAACGAGCUGGUCAGCUGCUUCCAGGAGCGAGCCAAGAUUGAGAAGAGCUAUUCUCAGCAGCUCACCGAGUGGGCUAAGAAAUGGAGGGGUGUAGUGGAGAAAGGUCCACAGUAUGGCACGCUGGAGAAAGCCUGGCAUGCCUUCAUGAAUGCAGCCGACCGGCUGAGCGAGAUCCACCUGGAGCUGAAGGAGCACCUGGCUGUGGAGGACAGCGAGAAGGUGAAGAACUGGCAGAAGGACGCCUUCCACAAGCAGAUGAUGGGCGGGCUGAAGGAGACCAAGGAGGCCGAGGAUGGGUUCCGCAAAGCGCAGAAACCCUGGGUCAGGAAGCUGAAGGAUGUGGAAUCAACCAAGAAGAGCUACCAUCAGGCACGUAAGGAGGAAAAGACUGCUGUUACCAGGGAGACCCUCGCUAAGGCUGACCCAUCCAAGUCCCAGGAGGAGGUGCAGAAGCUGCAGGAUCGAGUGGAGAAGUGCAACCAGGAAGCAGAGAAGGCAAAGGAGCGCUACGAGAAGGCCCUUGAAGAGCUGAACCGCUGUAACCCGCGUUACAUGGAGGACAUGGAGCAGGUGUUCGAGAUCACUCAGGAGGCUGAGAAGAAGCGGCUGUGCUUCUUUAAGGAGGUCAUGAUGGACCUUCAUAAGCACCUGGACCUCUCCAGCAAUGACAGUUUCCGAGUGCUGUUUAGAGACCUGAACCAGACCAUAGCCGCAGCGAAUGACACUGAAGACCUGAGGUGGUGGAGGAACACGCAUGGGCCAGGCAUGAAUAUGAAUUGGCCGCAGUUUGAGGAAUGGUCCCCGGAAGCUAACCGCGCCAUCUCUCGCAAAGAGAAGAACAGCCGCUCAGACGAUGUGGUGACUCUGACCAACAUCGUCUCAGCAGGAGAGGAGCUUCCACAGACCCCCCAGGAGACCAUCAGGUCGCAUAGGGACAGUGCCCAGUACGAGAACAUUAGCUACCUGUCCAGCGAAAAAGAUGGCAAAGACUACUCCUCGGACUGGUCAGACGAAGAGAGCCCAAAAAAAUUUAUCGGAACAAACGGGGUGGAUGAGGACGAGAAGGUAGCAGGAGUGCGAGUAAAAGCAUUGUAUGAUUACACGGGGCAAGAAGCCGAUGAGCUGAGCUUUAAAGCAGGAGAAGAGCUAAUGAAGUUGGGUGAAGAGGAUGAGCAGGGCUGGUGUAAAGGGCAGCUGGGUAAUGGACAGGUUGGACUCUACCCCGCUAAUUAUGUCCAGGCCAUUGGGUCCUGAUGACCCCACCUUCAUCCCCCCACGCCCACCGCCGAACAACCGGGUCUGUAGCCAGCAGCGCUGAAGCUAUGCCAAGUGACCGUGCCAUCAGUCCUGCCAACCUUGACACUGUGUACCCAUGUUGAAGAAUGGAAGGUCCCAAAACUCUGCAGAAGUAUAACGAACACAAAAUGCACAAUAAGACCUGGAAGGUGGAUGAGUGACACGAGUGAAGGGGCGAGGGUUGAUUCUGUCUUUGGGCGACACAUUACCUAUACAGUGCCUUUAGGAGGAUAUGAGUAACACUGGCACAGUGCCCCCAACCAACUCUUUCAGAUGGAGGUGGGUGAGGUGAAUGCUAUAGCACCAGUCUGUAGACUACCAGGAUCAUCUCCUAUGACAAACAAAACCCUCCUUUUCCUCAAAACCUGACCACUCAGCCCUUAGUACCAGUGAAAUAGCUAGGAUCUAGUCGCUCAUUCACUCAAAGGAAUAUUUAUUUACGAAUCAAAUUGCUCAAUUGAAAAUACACAACUUCUACUUUAAUUAUUUCUUUCAUCUCUCAUUUACUUGUACCCAGAAGUAUGUGUGUUUCUGUAUAUAUUUUUACAAAAGGGUGUUUUUUUUUUGGCUAACAUGUUUAGUAAUGAGUAUACUUAUUUCAGUGAGAAACUUGCCAAUGCAUGUAGAUGCUGGUGAGAGAAGUUAUUUGAAAUGGUAGAUUUAAAUGAGCUGAAGUAGGCUAAUGCUGCACCCAAUUUCCUCAGCGGGAUAAAAAUAAAAACUGAGUUUGUUGAUAUUAUGAAAAAUGUGAGGAUGUUGUAAUCACACUGGGCAGAAACUCUGGUUACCUAUGUUACCGAUUUGUGUGGGGAAGGAGUUAAAUGGGUGGCUGUUGAGGAAUAUUUUAUCCAGUUAGGCUGUCUAACAUUUUACUUCCUUUAUUUUUUUUUAAUAAACCACAGUUCACUCAGUUACAUAUUUGCUAAAAUUACUAAAAUCUGGAGGAGGAAGGGUUUGAUUUGUUAGAAUCUGUUAAGCUGAAUCUGUGAAAGGAGAGGGGUUUUUAGACAUGCAUAAAAUGGAAAAUGUGUAGGGUUAUUGUCUUACCACAAAACCAUAUCUCUACUUCAUUUCACUGUAAAUGCCAGUAUACAGAACUACUGUAACCUCCGAGCUAAUCAUUGUGAAAACAAAAAUAAAACUAUUUGGAUGAUUCAAUUGAGA